CUCCGAAUGAAAUCAGGAAGUGCGGAGAGUGUUUACCAGGUAGAUUCUGUUGCCAACACUCUUUCCCCAGGAGAUCUCGCUGGGCUGGUCAAAAGCCCCAUGGGCUGGGCUUGGCAGAGUCCACACUUCCUCGAGAGUGCUUGUAACCUGUGGGCGAUGCUGGGCCUGACUGCCGAGCUUUCUGGAGGAGCCACCUGGAAGGAGGGCUCUCCAUAAGCAUGGCCUGCAGUGUGCCAGGAGCCCUCCUUGGCUGCUCGGGGCAAAGACGUAGGGAGGUACCCUCAUCUGGUCUCUAGAAGGAUGAAAGAGUUGGAGGCUUGGGCUGCAAUCAGGAAGAUGGCUACUUUUUACCAGUGCAUCCGGGCUGACUCCAGGGAGCUGGACAUGAGCUCCACGAGGAUAAUGGAUAUUAAGAUGCGGGAUGCGGCAGAAGGACUUGGUGAGGACAGCUCAGGAAAGAAGAAGUCCAAGUUCAAGACUUUUAAAAAGUUUUUUGGGAAGAAGAAAAGAAAAGAGACCUCCACACCUGCAAGCAGCAGCACCUGGAAGCCAAGUCAGUCAGAGAAUGACGACAUUGCUCCAGUAUCCCUGCCCAUUGGCUAUGACUCAGAGGAUGAACUCGAGGAUCACAAGGGUACCUUGGGGAGCCGAGCACUUUCACACGAUAGCAUUUUCAUUCCUGAAACGGGUCAAGACCCCCCCAGGCCAGCUCGGGUAUUUUCUCAGGAAAAUGUGUCUGAGAGGAUCAAAGCUUUACAGAUGAAAAUCCAGUAUAAUAUGAAACUGGGACCCCCUCCUCCAUGUGGGAUUCCCACUAAACGGGCAGAUGAUGCUGGCAUGAGUUCUGAAGAUGAUGGGUUACCCAGGAGUCCUCCAGAAAUGUCUUUAUUGCACGAUAUAACUGCCACCACCACCACCACAAAGGUCCCUUUAGGUUCUUCUUCCAGACCCCUCUCUCCAGACCAGCUUUUCUCCAGACAUGCCAGUGAUACUAUGACAUCACCAAGGACAUCUGACAGUAGCCUCUCACCUCUAGCAGAUUUUGAUUAUCCUCCUGAGUUCUCCUCCUGCCUUGAUAACUCAGCAGCAAAGCACAAACUCCUAGUUAAACCUCGAAACCAGAGGUCCAGCAAAAUGAGACGGUUGUAUUCGCGGGCACAGUCAGAGUCUCUAAGCGAUCUGACUUGUACCCCAGAGGAAGAGGAGGAAGAUGGGAAACAAAUGCUCAAAGACCAGAAAGAUGAGAAUAGCAGUUACAGCCAGGAGGAAAUGAUGGACAAGGACACUAUAGCAGAUAGCCCAGAGCUUUUGAGAGCAGAGAUGCCUGAGGAGCCUUCCCAGAGCCGAGAGAACCAAGAUGAAAAGCCUUUGGGGCUCCAGUCUCCUGAUGUGUUUGCCAGUCCAGGGGAGUUGUCAUCACCAGUAAAUACCCAUGACACUACAGUGGAAAUCAGUGUCUCGGGGUCAGAGUCAGACCCUUUACUUUCUUUAGUUCCCCCUUCUCUGCCUGAAAACUCCCCGCUUCCUACUCUAGAUGAAGAAGAAAGCAAAGAAGCAUCUCCCGCAGCAGGGCCUCCUCCUCCGGGGAGCACGUGUGAGGAGUUGGUUUGUCCACUUAGUGAAGGCCAAAGUCCAUCUUGUGACAGCCCUCUAGACGUAGCCCCUCCAACGGCUAUUUCUAACACCGCUGCAAUUUCGUCUGGCUUAGAUUGUUCAGAAAAUACCACAGAGGAGUCCAAAGUCAGCCUCGAGAUGUCUGAUGCUGGGGAAGCGGUGCAAGAAUCCACCAUAACUCCUGACCUGGGCGCCCAGUUACCAAAGAGUUGUUUGAAAAACCGAAACUCCUCAGACCCCUCGAGUCCCAGUGUUUCUCCCAUUGCCCUCGAGUCAGCGUCGCCGCAGCUGGGACCUGCCCCCUGGCAGCUGGAGAGAAAGAGCACCCCGGAGGAGGUCCCGAAGUCUGAGCCACAAGGCUCUCCUCCCAGCACUCCCAGGGGAGGAGGGGGGGCCGAUGGCAAACUGGAGAGGGCAGCCAGUGAACUGAGAAGCUCCAGAAAGUUCUCGGUGUCCUCCUCCUGGGAGAGACCGAAGGCCAGCAGCCUCUACCCAAAAGAACACUCCGGGAGCCCCGACGCUCCAUCAAACACAAAGUUGUCCCUGCCGAAGACAAACGUGCCCUCAAGAAACGAGGUGGCCAGAGAUAGUCUGCAGAUGAACACCGAACUCCAGGAAGGGAAAUUGGGGGUUACAAAGCAGGCGCCACCCGCCGAGAGCGACUCUCCCAAGAACUCUGUCGGUGGCCGAGAGGGUGACCACACUAGACCACCAAAGGCAGAUCCCUGUCCGCAGUUCCCCAGUCAGCCUGCGGGGGAAGACAGAAACCCCUUUCAAGUCAAACUCCGGUCCACGUCGCUGUCUUUCAAAUAUCGAGAUGGGGCUUUCCCAGAAUCCAAGGGCAUGAAGCGGUACAGUGCAGAGAUACGGAUGGAGAGAGGAGGGUUGAGGGUGCUUUCCAGAGAUGAAAAAACUCCGUUCAAAAGGCUAUCGGAUACUAGUGCCGCUGGUCCUCUAAGCGAUCAGGCGAAAGGCAAAGCCAAGUCCUCGGAGCAGCUCAGUCACAAGCCGCCCUUACCCAAAAAACCUGUUCUGCAGACUCGAACUGCUCCCCACGCACACACGCUCCCUGCAGGGCAUCUUGAACCCCUGGACCAAUUAACCAAGGCUCCAGAACCCAGAAACGAAACUAAAGCCUCGGAGAAAAAGUUGCCUCUUCACAAAGUAGCUGAAAAAAACCUGCCAUGCCCAGCACCAGCCCCUGGAGCCUCGGAGGGCCACUCGCUGCCACCCUGGAUUACUCUAGCCAGGCAGAAGCGCCGGGGCUCACGAGAACAGCAGCAGCUGAGCAAGGAGGAAAAGCCUGCAGCACCAGCCGCGAAGUCAGACACCGAAAAGCCACCUAAAGACCCAGACCGAAUAGAGGAGCGCAUUAAGCAACAAGCUGACUUUGUCCGGAGCAAAUCUUUCCUGGUGACACCAGCUAAAACUUCUGAAGAACAGAAGCCCAGAGCAAAGCUGAACCUCAAAGAAGGACUCCAUCGAGGCAUUUCACUUUCCCAUCAGAACCUAGCAGCUCAAUCUCAGGUGAUGACUGAGAAAGAACUGAAUCAGCUAAAGAGGGCCAGUUAUUCCAGCGCAGAUCAGCCAUCCUGGAUGGAACUUGCCAAAAAGAAGUCUCAAGCCUGGAGUGACAUGCCUCAGAUUAUAAAAUAGGUUGACUCAGAGCUGAUUUUAAAAAUUUGCUGCUUUGACAAGUUAACAACCCACUUAAUGAAACUGCUAGUUAGUCAUGACACAGGAUCUAUGGAACUUAAGAGUGAUUUUAUCAUCAAGUUAGAAGUGGGGAAAAUUUAUGGGGAAAGGGAGGUCAGUGAAACAACUCUCAUUUGGGGCCAGAGUUUACCAAAAACUUGGAAGUGAUACACACUUGGAAUAGGACACCUGGGAAGACAUCCAGGUACCAUUUCUUAUGGGCCAGUAGGAACAAAUGUGGAUCCCCCCCCUUAAAUUCCUUUUGUAACAUAGGCGAUGCUGCUUGAGGGGAAGGCAGACUGUCUAGAGUGAAAUGUGGGCUAGGAAAUUAGACUCCUUUGCAAGACUGGAAUAGAAAUAGUUUCAUGAAUAUCAUGAAUUUGCUCUUCCAUCUGAGGACAAGCCAUUGCAUUUGGACACCCCCCUGGCCCAUGGAUCACAUCUUCUCCAUCCAUGUUUAUGACUAAGACUGACAUUUACUUUGGAACCAAGAACGUUCUUUUCAAAAGCAGAGGAUGUGAACUGAUUUAUUUUCAUGAAGAUAAAUCUAUUUGGAGAUAAAGAAGAGAGUGCAGAGAGAGACAGAGAUGGAGACAGAGAGAGACAGAGACACAGAGACAGAGACAGAGAGACUGAGGAAGAUGGAGUGGGGAGAGAGAGAGAGAGAGAGAGAGAGAGAGAGAGAGAGAGAGAGAGAGAGAGAGAGAGAGAGAGAGAGAAGAAGGGAGGGAGAGCAGUCCAUUUAAUGAAGGAAUAAAAAUGUAGCCUCUUUUAAAUGGUAAAUGUUCUUUUUGCUAUUGCUAUUGGUUUUCAGUAGUGGCUGGGAAAACAAUGAAUACAGGUCUAUUUUUUUAAACCCUUACCUUUUGUCUUGGAACCAAUACUGUAUUGCUUCCAAGGCAGAAGAGUGGUAAGGGCUUGGCAAUGGGGGUUAAGUGACUUGCCCAGGGUCACACAGCUGGGAAGUGUCUGAGGCCAGAUUUGAACCCAUGACCUCCCAUCUGUAGGCCUGGCUCUCAAUCCACUGAGCUACCCAGCUGCCCCCAAUACAGGUCUAUUUAAAGUACACACCUUGUCAGUUUGGAUUGACAUAUUGAAAAGAAAUGUUUUCUCUCCAUUAAAAAAAAAAAGUUCUCUUGGCUUCUACUUUAUCAUUAUGCAUAAACAUUUCCACCAACAGUCAGGCCAUAAAUACAAUUCCUAGGAUGAGCUCUGGCUGUUUCUACUUCAUUUGGUUAAUAGAGUACAGCGUGAGCCAAGGAAAGAAAGGACAAACAGCAUUAGUCUCAGAAUUGUGCCUAGGUCCUCUACCCUAGAUGCAUAUAUGUCUCCUUUGAAAGGAAGUUUUCCAGAGCCUUUCCUUUGAACAAGACAAUCUCCCCAGGAAUAUAUACAGCUGGCCAGGGACAUCCUGCCACUGGGAUCCGAACAAUCUUUUCUGGUGUUACAGUUUGGAUUUAUUGUGCCCUGAGGCUCACUGCCUUUAUUACAUUUGAAUCCUCAUGAAUAAUUCUCCCCCCUAGACCCCCCCCCCCCAGUCCCUGAGAUUGCACAGAUAAAUUAAGCAGGUAUGCCUUAGAGAAGCUCAAGAGAAGAACUACCUGCUGCUAUAAUAAGGUGGCGACUCUUGGGGAAGCUCCCCAAAUGAUCACGCAAAAGCCCGAAGAUGCUCCUUUUUUGGAACCUGAGAAAGCCGUGGCCCAAUAGCACUGGCUCCCCUGAUCUCGCCUUUUAGCACCACAUCCUUAGAGGUGGCACAAAAGGAAGGCUGUGAAAGGGACCGGCUUCAUCUCAUUCAGGCAGAAGCUGCCUUGUUCUGAGGCUGCUAAUCAUCUCCCGCCAUCAGCACCUUCUCCAGCCCCUCCUCAUCCUAAAUUGACAGGUUAACUAUUGGCUACUGGAAGAAUGCAAUGCCAGGACCUAAAGGCAUUUACUUAACGUGCCAGCUUAGGUUUGGGCAAGAAGCACCACUGCCUGGUCGCCCCUGACAUGAUAGGUUGGCAUACCAAGGAGUAAGGUAUAUAGUGAGAUGACAGUGUUACGGAGUCGAAAGAAGCCAGGAGAAGGGCUCAGAGGACCCAGGUUCAAAUCCUGCUUCUGUUUCUUUUAUCAUCUAUAAAAGUCAUUUCACCUGGAUCUCUCCAAGUCUGUUUCCUUAUCUAUAAAUAAGUGAGUUAGACUAGAGGUUCCCUAAAGCCCCAACCCCUUCUGCCAAUGUGUGGCAAGCCAAGAAUCCUGCCUAGAUUUGGAGAGGGUGAUAGAGGAUCUCAAAGAGCAGCGGCUCCCUGAGUACCCUGUUGGGAAUGGCACGGAGGGUAUGUUCCUCAGGCUGGCAGAUGACAAGAAGCUGGAAAGCAAUUAGGACAUCAAACGACAGAACUGAGUCUUGACAGGCUGGGACAGUUGGCCAGCCAAAGAUGGCUCAGAAGAGAACAUUUAACAAGGACCAGGAUAAAGUCUGAUGCUCGAGUCAAAGAAGCACGUUCACUGAGAGGGGACAUGGCCAGAAAGCAGUUUAUGGGAGAAGAAACGAGCAGACCUGGGGAUGGAGUGAGCAGAAUGCCAAACGUGAGCCCACAGACUGCCAGAGAUGCCCGUUUUAUGGCAUGACGUGCCUCAGUGAACUGCAGUGGUCCCUAGCCACCAGCCAGGAUGAUUCAUUGUAACUGUCCAAGUACCCCACUGACAAUCAGGGUAUUUAAGUACCUGGGAGAAAUCAAGUUUUUAAUGUCUCCUUUAGCUAGUUUUACCUGCUUUGGGGCUUUUUAGAAACAUCAGUAGCAUAUAGAGAACUGACUUCAGAUUUCUGAGCACCCAGCAGUACUGCAUGUGGUCAUUGUUGUUUUUAUUUUUAACCCCUAUUUUCUGUCCUAAUAACAACUCUAAGACAGAAUAGGCAAAUGAGGUUAAGUGACUUGCUCAGGGUCACACAGCUAAGAAAUGUCUGAGGCCAGAUUUGAACCUCCUGACUCCAAGCCUGGCACUUUAAUCUCUGUGCCACCUAGCUGCCUCUUACAUGUGUUGUUUAAUCCUUACCUUCCAUCUUAGAAUCAAAACUAAGUACUAACUCCAAGGCAGAAGAGCAAUCAAGGCUAGACCGUGGGCAUCAAGUGACUUACCCAGGGUCACACAGCUAGGAAGUGUCUGAGGUCAGAUUGGAAGUUAGUUCCUCCUCACUCCAUGCCUGAUGCUCUAUCCACCAGGCUACCCAGCUUCCCUGAAUGCAUUUUUUCAAAGGAUUAUAUCAAUUGAACCAGAAAGUCAAAUAACUUUUAAACCAUCCUUUCCAUUUCUCCCCACCCCCUUUUACCACUCCUUGAAUAUUUGAAAAAGCAGCUAAUAUUGGAGCCAGACUCCAGCCUGUACUUCACCUUAGUCAUGGAUUUGCUAGAUAAUAACCCUCAGUGCUUUCAGUUUCCUCAGAUGGAGGUGACCUACUUCAUGAGGAAGGCUGAGUAAUCAGGAUGAUUGUAAAGUGCUUUAUAAGUGCUUUAUGCUUUCAGAAAGGAGAGACCUGUUUGAUGUGGGCGUAUGGGCAGCUCAGGCCAGAUUUUGAAGGGUCAUGUACCAAAGAUGAAAGGGACGGCACAUAUCCAACGAGGAAUAUAAAAGUGCCUGCCUGCAGGAAUAGUGUCAGGAAAACUAAAACCCAUUUAGGAACAGAGGCUAUCAAAAAAUGCUAAAGGCUAACAAAAAGGGCUUUGAAAAACGUGUAGGUUGGAUAAAAGGGAAAUGAGAAAGAGAUUGGCCCAGGAUUUGAAGCAAAUAGGAAAACUGAAACAGAUGAAAGAAAAUAGAAGUACUCAACUUCUGCUUCUUCUCUAUAUUAAGAAAUUCUUAUUGUUUAGUCAUUUCUGACUCUCCUUGACCCCUUUGACUUUUUCUUGGCAAAGAUACUAGAGUGACUUGCCAUUUCCUUCUCCAGCUCAUUUUACAGAUGAGGAAACUGAGGAAAACAAGAUUAAAUGACUUGCCCAGGGUCACUAAGUUCAUAAGUAUCUGAGACCAGAUUGGAACUCAGGAAGCCUUUGGGCCCAGAACUCUAUCCAUUGUGUCACUCUAGCUGACCUCCCUAAAGAAGAAAGAUUCUCAAACUAGAGGAUGGGAAAAGAAAAAGUUAAGAGGAAACUAAAACUCCAGACAAAUGAAAAGUUAAUGAGAGAGGCUUGAAUUAUAGUGAGUUUAAGCCACCAAUCCCAGAACAAUUACUAUGUAGAAUAAAUGUACUAUGUAGAAUAAAGCCAUAACAAAAGACUAGAGACAGGCAAAUGCCCUGGUUUCCAAAAAGACAAAGGAUGGAGUCUAUUAAACUGUAAAUUUAUUUUAUAGCUUCUGUUCAUGGCAAUAACCUGCGUUUAUACACCACUUGAAAGCUUUGUCAAACACCCUGCAAUUACUGAGUCUUCAGAACUAUCCUUCAAGAGUGGUGCUAUUGUUAUCUCCAUUUUACAGUUGAGAAAACUGAGGCCAGGAGAGGUUAAGUAACUUGCCCAGAGCCACACAGUUAGUAAAUGUCUGAGACUGGAUUUGAACUCAAGUCUUCCUGACUCCAGAUCUAACACUCUAUCUAUGCCUCCUGGAAAGGGAAAUAAUAAACACCACCAGCUAAUGGGUUUUUCAAUAACAAUUUAUAUCCAAUCUUAUUUAAUUAUCAAUUAAUCAACAAGCAUGUAAUUAAGUACCAACUGAAUUCAAGGCACUACUUUUUUUUAAACCCCUACCUUCUAUCCUAGUAUCAGUACUAAAACUAAGAUCAGCAAGGGCUAGACAAUUAGGGUUAAGUGACUUGCCCAGGGUCACACAGGUAAGAAGUAUCUGAGGUCAUAUUUCAACCAGCUCUUCCCAGCUACAGGUUGCUCUAUCUUUAUCCACUGUGUUGCUUGAUUGCCCCCAAAGUACUGUUGUUGUCAAAGAGGACCAAUGACAUGGUGGUGAUGUCUUGACUUAUGCACGAGUCAGAUUUAAGGGUGGCAGAAUGGCACAAAGGCUUGCUGAUGAUACGAAGGCAAAAAUGAAAAUCUCCCUCUCCUCAAGGAUCUUUUUUUUUAACCCUUACUUUCUAUUUUAGUAAAACUAGGCAAAUGGGGUUAAGUGACUUGCCCAAGGUCACACAUGGGAAGUGUCUGAAGCCAGAUUUGAACCCCAAUACUUCUGACUUCAGGUCUCUUGCUCCUUCUAUUGUGCCACUUAACUAACACCCAAGAAAUUUACAUUUUUGAUGAUUAAUAGACAAGUAAUAGAGGGAAAUAUCAGAGAAGUAAUAUGAAUCUAAGCAAAUCAUUUUGGAGAGCUUGGAAAAAAGUAGAGUUAAGAGCAUUCAACUAGUAGAACAAGAUCCAAAGAAUAUUAAUGAGCACAUUGCUCCGUGUCUACCUGGAAGAGGAUCGUUGAUAAAGACCUUAUGGACGCGAGUGGAGUGGGAUCAGAUAUUCAACCUUUUUACCGUGGCCUAGAUAAAGUCGUCUUUGUGUGAGCACAUGUAUCGGAUUUGCUCAUUAAAACUGGAAAAGCGAGUUAAUAUGUUCAAUGACAUAAUCCCCUUCCAAAAAGAUCUUGAAAGAAACACUCGACUGAAGCUAAUAAAAUGAAAUUUAUUAAAGACAGAUAUAAUGAUCCUUUCCUGGAUUUAAGAAAAAAGGAAUUGUACAAAAGUUCCAAAAAACUGAUGAGGUGUAAUUGACAGCCACUGAGCUUCAAAAGUCAGGAUGGUGCUGAUUCGAGACCUGCUUCUGACACAUCCUGGCUGCACGUCUUCUAAUCUCAGUGCCCGAGGGAGGUCUCUGCUUUAGACAUCUGUGCAGUUCCUAAGAUUUGAGGUGCUGAUCUGUACCAGUAGAAGGAGUUCUUACUGGAUAGUUCUCUUUUGUAACAAAAUCAAAGGUUGAUUUUUUUUUUAAUGUGGCUAGAAAGCAACCCCCAUGAGAAGUGCUAAUGGACUCCAAGCUCAAGAUGAAAUCAUCAACUACAUAAUAUGAUGGCCAAAAAAGUAUCCUGUCUCCAAUGAGUCAGAGUAACCUCACUAGUCUGCCCUUUUGAGGUGGCAUCUGCCCUGCUCGAUUCUGGAUGCCACAUUUUGGGAGGGAAAUUGACGAUUUGAGGGGAACUGGAAUAACAAAGGGAUUUAAAAUCAUGUGCUCUAUAAAUCAAUGGAAAGAACCGGAGAUGUUUAGCCUGAGAAAAGAAGAUGUGGCACAAGAAAAUAGGGGAAAGAAGGAGGCUCUCUUCAAAUUUAUGAAAAGGCUGUCAUGUUAAAGAGAUCCAGUGUAUUGGACUUGCUCUCCUCUGGCCGAUCUAGAAACAAUGUGGGUCAAAGUUGCCAAAAGGGAAAUGUAGGCGUAAUGUAAGGAAAAAUUUGCUAACAAUUAACCUUUUUCUAGACAUGGAAUGGGCCACUUAGAUUGGCCUUGGUAAGCUUUGUCUUUUGCAUUUUAAAACAAAAACUCUGACCUUCCAUCUUAGAAUCAAUACUAUGCCUUGUUUCUAAGGCAGAAGAUUGGCAAGGGUUAGGCAAUGGGGGUUAAAUGACUUGUACAAGGUCAGGAAAUAUCUGAGGCCAUAUUUGAACCCAGGGCCUCUCACAUCUCCAUGCCUAGUUCUCUAUCCACUGAGUCACCUAAGUGCCCCUGCUUUUCUGAGUUUUUUGAGCAGAUUUUUUAAAAAUAUGCCCAAAUUGCCAAUACCCUGUCCAUGUCUACUUUUUCUAUUUGGUUUCAAGUAUCUUGUUUACCUCCCAGGUAAUUACAGACUAUCUUGUUCUGGUGAUAUUAUUGCUUGAUUCAGGGCCAAAGAGGUCAGCAGACUUUUCGCCAGAAAGACUUCUACCAGGACUAAUGGAGUCAUCUUUGACUGGAUGCUUUGAGACCUCUUUAGGACAGGGCACUGCUUUGUACAAGUCUUCCAAAAGCGCCUUAAAGGAAAAAAGAAAAAGCAGCCUCUCCAGUUGAAUCUCACGUCUCUUCCACUCCUGCCCUGUGCCCUGUUUGCUGUGGUCUCACUUGGUUUUUUUUUCCUCCUCCACUUUUAUUGUCCAAAAGGCCUGAGAUCUAUUCAGAGAGAGUUAGCUGCGGAAGAAUGGAUAGAGAGAAUUAGUGCAAUAGUGUGCUGGUGGCUCUGCCUGCCUCAAAUCUCUCUCCACUCGGGUCCAUCCUUCAUUCAGCCCCUAAAGUGGUUUUACUAAAGCACAGGUCUGAUCCUAUCAGCUCCCUACUCAAUAAUCUCCAAUGGCUUCCUAUUGCCUACAGAAGCAAAUCCAAAAUGUGCUGUUUGGAAUUCAAAAUCCUUCAUCAUUUAGGCUUCUUGCCCCUUACUCCCACCUAUGUAUUCUUUGAUCCAAUAGGUCACACUCCAUCACUUGGCUCUGAGCAUUUUCACUGGCUGUCCUCCAUGCUUAGAACACUCUGCCUCCUCUGAUGUGACCCCUGACUACCCUGACUUCCUUUAAAACCCAUCUAAAAUCCCAUCUCCUACAGGAAGCCUUCUUUAACCCUUCUUAAUACCUGUACUUUCUUUCUUUAAUUCAUUUCCUUUUUAGGGGGCAGCUCGGUGGAUUGAGAGUCAAGUCUGGAGAUGGAGGCUCAAACUGGCCUCAAGACACUUUCUAGAUGUGUGACCCUGGGCAAGUCACUUAACUCCCAUCUAACUGCCUUAGAAUCAAUAUAUAGUAUUGAUUUUAAGAUAGAACGUAAGGGUUAUUUUUUUAAAAAUAAAUGAAAUAAUUUUCUUUCUAUCCUGUACAUAGCUUUCUUUGUAUAUAUUUGCUUGCAUAUUACCCUUUAGAUGUUCUUGAAUGCAGGGAUUCUUUUUUUUUUUGCUUCUUUUUGUAUCUUCUCUCUUAAAACAGUGCCUGGCACAUAGUAGGCGCUUAAUAAAUGUUCAUUGAUUAAUUGAUAUUUACCUAAAUUGUUAGUCAAAUGGCACAUUAUAUACAGGGCUGUUUAAAGUUGCACCAACUCACUGGUCCCUGGAAUAUUUUAUUUCUAUUAUUAAGGAAGAUUUAGAGUUGGAAGAGACCUUAAAAAUCAUCCAGACCAACUCUCAUACCUUAUUGAAGGGGGAAUUGGGCCAUUAUUGCUUAAGGUUUACAGCACCCACUUAGGAUUUCGCUGGUGGUGGGAGAAGCUCUAUUAAUGAAAACUUGUCUUGAUCACUGAGAAAUUAAGUGAUUUGCCUAGGGUCACACAGUCAGUAUGUGUCUGGGACAGAAUUUGAAAUUAGGUCUUCCUGAAUUUGAGACUAUAUCUCUGCACUAGAAUACCUUUCAACCAGAAAGAACUAGAAAAAAAAAUUCAGACCUCAGAACUGAUGAGGUAAUCCUGUCUUCCCUUCUCUGUGUGGGUAUAUAGUAUACCUAAUAGCUUUUCUUUCAUCCCUCCACUCAAAAUGGCUCUGACAGUUAAAAGGUAGAGUAAAGGGCAGGUAAGUAGCCCAAUGGAUAGAGCACCAGAAGGAUCUGGCUUCAAAUUUCCCCUGAGGUAUUUCCUAGCUGUUUGACACUGGGCAAGUCACUGGGCAAGAAUUUAUCCACUAGUGUCCCAGCCCCCUCCCAACUCCCCACGUCACUGAUGGGAUCAUCCAGGAGACAGACGUAAUUCUACAAAUUGCAUCUUUCAUGUUUUCACCUUCCAGUUUGCUCUCUGGAGGUCACAUUCACAAUUCAUUCUGCCAGUAUUAAAUCUGGAGUCGUGUAUGACAUUCUCUUGGUUCUACUCAUUUUAUUGUCCAUUAUCCCAUGUCAUUCUUUCUAAGCUUUUCCUUUUAAUUAGCCUGCUCAUCAUUUCGUAUGGCACAGAAGUAUUCCUUCACGAUCAUAUACCACAGCUUGUCUAGCCACCCCCUUAUUGAUGGGCAUCCCCUCAAUUUCCAGUUCUUUGCCACCAACCACAGAGAGAGAUGCUAUAAAUAUGUGGGAACAAACAAGUUCUUUUCCUCUUUCUCUGAUCUCCUUGGGUAUUGCUGGGUCUAGGAAUAUGCACAGCUCCAUAACUCCCCAGCUAUAAUUCCAAAUUGCUCUCCAAAUGGUUGGAUCAGUUUGCAGCUCCACCAGUAGUAGAUAAAUAUCCACUUUUUCCAUAUCCCCUCUGAUAGCUGUCAUUUUGCUCUCAAACAUUCUUUCUUAACCAUUGCUCUGGAUCUCAACCACUGGGGCCAUUUUCUCAUAGUAAAUUUCAACUCCACUCAAGAAACAUUAUUUCUAUUCCAUGCUUUUCCCCCCAUUCCCAGUUUGAAGUAUUUUGGUCUUUAAAUUCGAUCAUUUCUCACAUUCACUAGUUUAUUAUUUUAUUAUAGAACUAUAAUUUACAAUUUCUAUCUUCUCAGACCCAUCUCAGUUCUUUUAUUUUAGAAGAUUUUUCUCUUAUUUAUUGUGCAGUGUAUAAAAAAUAACCGACUGUCAUUGCAUCUUUUGACAUAGGCUUGAAAACAAAUCACUUCGGAAACACUGGGACCUAAAAGACAAACCAGGGAAUCUUCUGGCCUCUAAAUCAAAUAUGGAAAUAUGAGUGAAAGUCACCUUAGUAUAAAAAAAAAAUCAUGAGCAAGAUUUGCAGGAAUAAAAGGUCUCUUAUUUAGAUGUGCCCGUAGCCCCGUGUUCAAGGUUAAAGCUACUAGAAGUACAUAUUGAAAUGGGCAAAAGUCUGGAAUUGGUGGGGUUUUCUCUACAUACUGAAAUAAUAAUCAAUAGUUAGCAAAAUCAGAUUCCCGAAGCUUCAGGGUAUUUUGCCCAUUUGGGGAGAUCCACAAACUGAUUUUGACUAUCAUGUAGCCCUAAGACAAAACAAAUGCUUCCACUCAAGCCUAGAACAAAGAGCCUAGAAUAUUGACAUCACUUUGCACAUUUAAACUCUCCUGUAACCCAUAAAAAGGAUGGAGAAGUAGAAAAAGGGCAGAGAAAACCCAAUAUGCUACCUAAUCUAAAACCCUACUUCUAGAAAGAAUGACAUUGGUGCAAUGGAAAGAUGCUAGAUUUGGAGUCACAUGGACCUGUGUGGCAAAUCCUUUUUCCACUAAGGUAUUUAACAACUUUAGGUCUCAUUCUAUAUGUCUGGAAAAUGAAAGGGUUGGGAUAGAUGCCUCGAAGUCUUCUAGCUUUAGGUCUGUUCUAAAGCAGGUGUGUGUAUGUGAUCAUGGACAAAGUAUGCGUGAUGUGGUUUCUUCUUUAUUUUUAAAGAGAACUUACCUUUUUAAAAAGGCAAUCAAAAGAGGGGAGCUAGGUGACACAGUAGGUAGAGUACCAGGUAUGGAGUCAAGAGGACCUGGGUUCAAAUUUGUCCUCAGAUACGUCCUAGCUGUGUGACCCUGGGCAAGUCACUUAACCCCAAUUGCCUAGUUCUGUCUUUGUGUUGUUACUAAGACAGAAAAUGAGGAUUUAUAAAAGAAAAAUAACGUUUCUUAAUUUUAAACAGUCAAAGGCAAUAGAACUAAUAAUGGACCAUGUGUUUUAAAAAUUCAGUCUCUUCUCAUCUAUACCUUCCCUCCCUCUCCCCCCCGCCCAGAUAUUUUUGGUUGCCUAUUUUUAAAUACUAUGCCUGUGUUUCACUGGUGUAAGAACUCUCGGUGAGGAAAUUCCUUCUUCCAUUGCAGAUUAACAUCUUUCCUGCAGUUUAUAGACUUAGAGAGGUUACCUACUUGGUUCCUAAGUAUCAUUGUUAUUGCUCUAAGAGGAUUCAAAGGAAUAUUGUUAACCUAUUCAGCACUGGGGGGUUUCUUUCUUUGUGAGUUUAUAUAGUAGAUCAUUUUUUAUACUAAGGAAGCAAAAAAAGGCGACAUGAACAUAUAAUGUUUCACUAUAAGAGGAAGAAGUGUAAUAACUCAACAGAGCGCCUUUGUGCACAAAGACACUGUAGGGUCACGUUACCUUGGACCUAAUUUUAAGCUAGAUAGUUUAGACCAAGUUGAUAGACCAGUCUCCAGUUUCAAGAUAUCAGAUUUUGAUUGCUUGACCAAGCAUUUUCUGAGCCAGAUUUCCCCAAGUCUCUCUUUUGGGAGCAAUGUGAAGUUUGAAAAAUUCUUUCACUCUUACUAGGUGUCCAUUUAGCACUCUGAAAGAAUAUAUAUAUAUAUAUAUAAGUAUACUUGCUGAACUGGGAAAAUCUGGCUGACUGUCCCAAGGAGUUAAGCUAGAGAUAAUAUACCCACUUUUGUUGUUGUUCAGUCAUGUCUGACUCUUCUUGACCUCAUUUGCGGUUGUCUUGGCAAUGAUAUUGGAGAGUGAGUGAUUUGCCAUUUUCUUCUCCAGCUCAUUUUACAAAUGAGGAAACUGAGGCAAAGAGGGAUAAGUGACUUGCCCAGAGUCACAAAGCUAGUAAAUGUCUGAGGCUGCAUUCGAACUCAUGAAUUGAGUGCUCUCUGAAUUGUCACCUAGCUACCCAACAUGCUCAUAGGAUCAUUGAUUUAGAGCUCAAAGAGAACUCAGAGUCCAUUUAUUCUUCAUUUUAUGGAUGAAGAUGUAGGAAAGAAGGAAUGAAGGAAAUAAGCAUUUUUAAGUGUCCUCUGUGUGCUAGGCACAGUACCAGGAAUUUUAUAAAUAUUACCUCAUUUGAUAAUCCUCCCAACAACCCUGAGAGGUGAGUGUUAUUACCGUAUUCAUUUUACAGGUGAACAAAAUGAGGUAAAAAGAGUUUAAAUGACUUACCUAGGCUUGUACAGCUUAUGUCUCACAGUAUGUCUGAGAUCAAAUUUGAACACCCAACUUGGGACCCUAGAGAAGUUUAGUGGUUUGCCUAAGGUCACACAGUAGUGAAGACCAGAUUUGAAAUGAGGUCUUUCAGAAUCCAAAUCAUUAGAAGAUCAGAAGAAGAAAUCAUAUGCACAAUGCAAAAAGUGAUUUUGUACCUUCCCACAGUCACCUAUGCUUAGGUAGAGAUGGAAAAAAAAGCAUAAUUUUAUCUAUUUUGUAGGCUAAGCAUCUACGGCUCUUUUUUUUUAACCUUUACCUACUGUCUUCAUAUCAAUACUAAAACAGAAAAGUGGUAAAGGCUUGGCAUUCGGGAUUAAGUGACUUGCCCAGGAUCACGCAGCUUGGAAAUGUCUAAGACCACAUUUGAACACAGGACUUCCCAUCUCCAGGGUUGGUGCUCUAUCCAUGUAUUGCCUUGACUUGCAGCUUUUCUUGGUCUUCCAAAUGCUAUGAUCACAGCCAUGUUUUUUUUAUUGGACUCAGGUUAAACCCUGGAUUCCCAGCAUCCCAGGAUUUCUCACUUUAUGCCAUAGAGCAAUUUUGUAGAAUUUUGUGUCAUUUACAUUAUAAGCACUACUGUGUUGGUAAAGAAACCAAUUGAAUGACUUUAUAAAAUCUCAAAAGAAAAAAAAAUUGGAUGUUUCCCUCUAUUGACAGCCUUUGUGUGUUCAAAAACCACAUCUCUAUUUGUGUUUGCUUAAAGUAGUAUAUGAAAGUCUAUACUGAUGCUUGAGCUUUCUGUCCUAUAGGUUCUAUAACAGUGAAGGCAAACCUUUUACAAAUGUGAAAAAUGUCCUCAGGUGCUUUUGGAGAGAGGGAGGGGAGCAGCCUGGCCCCAAGUCCCUCUGACUUUCUAGUAAGAAACUCUGGCAAACCUAAUGCUGGGGCAAUGGCACAUGUGCCCACAGAGAGGGUUCUGAGUGCCCCCUCUGGCAUAUGUGCCAUAGGUUUGCCACUAUCUCUAUACCCUCACUUCCCAAACUGAGCUCCAUGCAUCUCUGGGUCCACGUGAAUAAAUACAGGUACCAUGAGAAAAUCCCUAUGCUAACAAUAUUUCCCUUCUAAAAAUAUGAAAUGAUGUAUAUUUUAAAAAUACUGCAUGUUACUUUGUUAUCUUUGUUACCCAAGACAGGCAUUUAUCCCUCUGGGCAGCUAGGUGGUCCAGUGGAUAUAGUGCCAGGCUUGAAAUCAGAAAGGCAUCUUCCUGAAUUCAAAUCUUGGCCUCAGACACUUCCUAGCUGGGUGACCCUGGGCAAAUCACUUCUCCCUGUUUGCCUCAGUUUCCUAACCUAGAAAAUGAACAGAAGAAGGACAUGGGAAACCAUUCCGGUAUCUUUGCCAAGAAAACCCCAAAUGGGAUCAUAAAGUAUUAGACAUGUCUAAAAGAAAGGAACACCAUUUAUUCUAUUAAAAUGGACUCAAUUCUCUCUAAUUUUCUGCCAAUUUCUUUGAUUUACAGAUCUCUCUCUCUCUCUCUCUCUCUCUCUCUCUCUCUCUCUCUCUCUCUCUCACACACACACACACACACACACACACACACACACACACACACACACAUACAUAUACUUUUUUCCCUUCUGGGGAGGUAUUUUGUGUCCCUAGACCAGCUGUGUGAUUUCUUGCGAUAUAUUUCACACUGUAGAAUGUAAACUCCUUGAGAACAGAGUUCUUUAUUCUUUCCUUCCUUCCCUCCUUUUUUCCUUCCUUCCUUUCUCUCUUUCUUUCUUCCUUCCUUCCUCUUUCUCUUUCUUCUUUCCUUCCUUCCUCUUUUUCUUGUCUUGGUAUCCCCAGUGACUAAUACAGCUCCUGACACACAGUAAACCCUGCAGAAGCCAUUCCAAAGGGUCCUGUAGCUAAACUAGUUUGGCAAAGGCUGCUCUCUGUAAACCUACAAGCUAAGAUCCCUCCCUCUGUUCCAAGAUUUACAUUAGAAUUCACAUUCUCUAAUGAACACCCUAAUGUAGCAUAAUGGAAAGCUUCCUUCAAUUACUUGAAUUCUUUCAUAAAUCCAGGGGUAAAUUAAAGAUAUACAUUAUCCAAGGCCUGUUGAUUUGUAUUUCACAUUUCCUGUAGGAAAAGCCUGACUGCAGAUUUAUCAUGCCAUUUCUCAAGCAACAUAAUUGAUUAAAUGGUCCUUUUCAGUCUCCACUGGCUUGCAGUGGUAUUAUUGUAAAGAUGGGUUUUUCACCCUCGUGUUUAUUUGUGGCCUCUGUAUAUACAGCAUAAAGAUGUCACUGAGGAUGUUACUGAAAUUAUAGGAGAGGAAAAAAUGAGCAGGUAACGGGGCGUUUUAUUCAUGUUCUACAAAGCAGAGCUUCUAGAUCUCAGUGCACUGACUUAGCUCUACUUUGCUUCCUGUUUCAUGGCAAGUUCAGCUCCUGAAUCUGAGCUCACUUUCUAGUGCUAACUGAUAUAAGUGAGGAGCAGCUUGUGAAAUGCUUUUAAGAUGCUACAGCGGGUGAGCGGGUGAGCUCUGGUGUUCACUGUUUUGUAUCCACACUUGUAAGACUGUAAAAGAGCUCCUUCUUCAUCUCUCCAUUGGGUCCUCUGAAAAGAACAAAUCCACAGCAUAAUGAUUUCUACUGUUGUACAGAAAGAACCUAAUAAAUAUUUCGUGUAUCUCGUUCACAA
Messenger RNA from Monodelphis domestica (gray short-tailed opossum), 17614 nucleotides. RefSeq names its product CRACD like (gene CRACDL). Lineage: Eukaryota; Metazoa; Chordata; Mammalia; Didelphimorphia; Didelphidae. The record is from RefSeq and is a predicted model, not a curated record.